GCUACAGCUGAACAACUUCCGGAGGACGGGAGAGGAUUUCCACAGUUCCACCGACUGGACUGUUUCAGAGUACAUUUUUGGAAGAAAUGCUGACAUGUCUUUUAACAUGAUCCUUUCAGUAACAUAUGAUGAAAUCAACGAGAGCAACACGUUCACUAACGGGGAUUGCAUUUCUGGCCACGUCACUUUAGAUGUUACGAAGAAAACGAAAAUAAAGUCCUUUCGGAUUAAACUCAAAGGGAAAAUAAAGGUUCAAUGGAGGGUAGCAUGUAGUCGUGGAAUAAGGCCAUCAUCUAAGGGCUACGACGACGAAGAGACACUUAUCAAGUCAGUCCAAUACUUUGUUGGAGGUGACCUUGGCACUCCACUAUUGACAGAUCACAAUGGGCAGCCUUAUUCCAAUACAAUUGCACCAGGACGUCACCUAUUCCCCUUUACCUUUGAUCUACCUCAAGAAAAAAUGCCUCCUUCUUUCAAAGGAGUGCAUGGCAAGAUUGUUUAUUUCCUGGAGGCUAAAUUGACAAGAUUGAUGCGGAUAUCAAGCAAAGACAGAAUAGAGUUCACCUUUGUCCCAAAACCCAACCCUAGCAACAGAGUAGCGCAGGAUGAUUUCACAGACAAGAGCUGGACCUUCCAGGAUGGGAUUGUGUCUAAUAUAAAAGCAGGCAGGAAGUGUCAUUUAGGAGAGGGGCUAACAGUCACAGGAACAACUCAGAACACCUCAAGCAGUCCAGUCAGGCUUAACUUUCGCCUGUGCCAGGUCCAGGAAUGUUGUGCACAAAACCAACAUUGGAGCCAUGACUCCCAAGAUGUCCUGAUUGAAAGAAGUGACAUUAUUGGUCCAUUUAGGACUGCAAAUGUGACAGAAGUGCUGAAAAUCCCAUGCAACAUCCCUGCUUCUCUUCUCAACUGUAGGCUCAUGAAAGUAGAGUACAAACUAUGGGUAUAUCUUGAGGGAAAACAUUCGUUCGACUCGAUUGUAUUUGGCGUGGAACUCCUUCCUCCACGACAACAGGGCGGUCAAAGCAGUUUCUCGGAGCAAUCGAGGAGCACCAGCCAAGCGUCUCAGGUUCUCCACUCUUCCUUACUCUGUGGUAGCCCCCUUCCUGCUGACAUACACCAUCUCUUCACAAAGUAAAAUAAUGUGUUCUUUUCAAGAUACAUUUCAAGAGCCAAUGGCAUAUGAAUCUUCACUGAGGUUGCAAUAAGGUCUGUGCCAGAAUAUACACAGAAACAAGGCUCAGUUCAAAACAAGAAUUGGCAGCUCAACAGUAUUUGAACAGCAAAUGUUUUACAUUUGAAA
Messenger RNA from Alosa alosa (allis shad), 1303 nucleotides. RefSeq names its product arrestin domain-containing protein 3-like. NCBI's taxonomy places the organism in Eukaryota, Metazoa, Chordata, Actinopteri, Clupeiformes, Clupeidae. The record is from RefSeq and is a predicted model, not a curated record. The coding region runs from base 95 to 1138 and encodes 347 amino acids. The transcript has 7 exons. Gene Ontology annotation, cellular component: plasma membrane; cytoplasm. Gene Ontology annotation, biological process: protein transport.